This is a messenger RNA of Salvelinus sp. IW2-2015, 2489 nucleotides long. Its product is annotated as cell division control protein 42 homolog. Gene Ontology annotation, molecular function: GTPase activity; protein kinase binding; GTP binding. Lineage: Eukaryota; Metazoa; Chordata; Actinopteri; Salmoniformes; Salmonidae. Gene Ontology annotation, cellular component: dendritic spine. The record is from RefSeq and is a predicted model, not a curated record. Gene Ontology annotation, biological process: modification of synaptic structure; establishment or maintenance of cell polarity; endocytosis.
UCACCCACCACUGUCCCAAGACCCCGUUCCUGUUGGUGGGGACUCAGAUAGAUCUGCGAGACGACCCGUCCACCAUAGAGAAGCUGGCCAAGAACAAGCAGAAGCCCAUCACUCUUGAGACGGCGGAGAAACUGGCCAAAGACCUCAAGGCCGUCAAAUAUGUGGAGUGCUCAGCCCUCACGCAGAAAGGCCUAAAGAAUGUGUUUGAUGAGGCGAUACUGGCUGCGCUGGAGCCUCCCGAGCCCAAGAAGAAACGCAAAUGUGUGCUGCUAUGAAUGACCCCAACCCUCACACACACAUGUACACCCUCCCCCUUCACCCCCCCAUCCCCUCCUCCCUUGCUCUGCUAAGGCUGAUUGACAGCCAUUUACUCUGAAGCGAAGUAUAGAAACAGACAAAAGUUUCAGAUUAGACUCUGCAAUAAGGAGCGAUGAGUUGAUCCAGGCCUGUGUUUAACCAGCGGACCAACGGGAAGAGAGGCACAGAAGAGAACCUAACCCAGCUUGUAACCGUGACUACCGUGGCCACAUUCCCAUUCCAGUUACAACAGUCAGAGCCUUCAGAUGGACAGAGACGGGUGCAUCUCAGUAGGCUCAAGUGGAUUUCUCUCAUUUGUUUCCCUUUCUCUACACUGAUCUCCAAGUAAAUAGUUAACGAAAGGAAUAUGAUGGAUGCCUACUGGGCAUUGGCUUUAAACAUCAUUGAAGAUGAAAGGAGACAGAGAGGCAGUAACUAUAGUCUAUUGAGAUUCAGCCCUGCAUUCAAGGAGAAGCCAAAACAUGCCCCCUUUUACUCUCUAAAGGGUUUGAACCUUCCAGGUGGUUAAAUAACACAGGCUGUCAUACAGGUGACAUAGGCUGUUGUAKGGUUGAAGUAAGCUGUCAAGGUGUCAUAACCGCUCAUUGGUGAAAGGACAGCAGGCUGAUUUAAAGUAUGACAUUUAUACUGUCUUUGACAGCUUUCCCUGUCAGUGGUGUUGAUUUGGCUCUCAGCCACCUAGCUCCUGUGSACUUCUGAUAGACCUAUGCUCCACCUCCAAAUGAAAUGGCUGCCCGAGGGACAGCUUGACACGCUGCUGUAUUAAGCUCCACCCCUCUUGACGAGCACAUCAAGCGCCCAAUCCCGCUGCUCCACCUCCAACACCACCUGAUGAAGCAAAGUAGCCAUUUUUAAUUUGCUUUCUUUGCCAACGUCGCCCCUCCAAGUGACAGAACAGUCUGCCAUUUUAAUGAUCAAUCCCAAAUCAGCCCCAAAUCAGCCCCUGCCACCUGGGCUCUUCAGUAUAUCCAAAUCAGCCCCUGCCACCUGGGCUCUUCAGUAUAUCCAAAUCAGCCCCUGCCACCUGGGCUCUUCAGUAUAUCCAAAUCAGCCCCUGGCCACCUGGGCUCUUCAGUAUAUCCAAUCAGCCCCUACCACCUGGGCUCUUCAGUAUACCCAAAUCAGCCCCUACCACCUGGGCUCUUCAGUAUAUCCAAAUCAGCCCCUACCACCUGGGCUCUUCAGUAUACCCAAAUCAGCCCCUACCACCUGGGCUCUUCAGUAUAUCCAAAUCAAGUAGAUGGGGAAACAUUUUAUGACCAUAUUACUUAUACCGAUCCAAUCCUUUCAUCACUGUACUGUAGGGGAAGAGGUUAGAGUAGACUAGGGACUGGCAUUAUUGAAGAACUAAAGGCAUCCUGUCGCGAUGGGUCUUGAUGCGGGAAUUGGCCUUUUGAAGCAGGGACCUUAAACAGUGUUAGCAGAAGAAGUGGUUGCCAGGCACCAAAGGAGAGUUAGCUGAACAUUGUCUCAACGUUAUGGUAACCAUAGAACUAUUAGUGAAGCUGACUUGUUCUAAGCAACGUUCUGUUGUGUGUACACCGGUGGCAGUAUUUUGUCCCAUUUGGAUUGUUAAUGAAUUGAUGCUUAUAGCAUCAGAAUUCUGUGCCUUUCUCGGUGUUCCAUAUUGUCAUGCUGCAAUGGCAAUGCUAUUGUGCCGCCAUGCUAGGUGUACCUCCUAAAGAAUCUGUGGUAUGAGGGACCGUGUCGGUUCUAUUACUUGUAAUUCUAUGGUGGUAACGUUGUGGUAAUGCCUGUAGGUGAGCCCCUGGUCUCCUCUGCGAUCAUAGGUUAACAGAUUUAAUAAUAAUGUAAGCUGGCACAUGCGUCAAUGUAGGCUCCAGAUGUUUUUACCAAAAUCUGUUUUAUUUUUUUAUUUUAAGAAGAUUACUUCCUAUCCUUUUACAUUUAGGGUCUGGAACUCAGCUGAACUCUGACACACCAGCUACAAACACCAAUGACCUCCAAUGACAGAGAACAUUUCUGUCAAACCUGGAUUGUGAUUGGUUGAUUGACCUUGGUGGCUCCGAGGUUGGGUUGACGUCCAGACCAGUCUUAUUGUUAUUAUAACUGUUGUUUUGGUGCGAAACCAAAUGCUUUGUCUUACGUCUCUGUUCUUUGUAUAUGCAUUCUUUGAAACAAAUAUUAAACUUAUACCUUAAUUGCCUUUA